Molecule: messenger RNA, 543 nt
Organism: Rotaria sordida
Lineage: Eukaryota; Metazoa; Rotifera; Eurotatoria; Philodinida; Philodinidae
Source: the annotation of a GenBank genome assembly
AUGACUACAGUUUCCUCUUCAUCACAUAAUCCAGUAUCGAAUAUGAAAGAGAUUCAACAUUUAUUUAAAAAACAAGCUAAAAGCAUUUUUCCUCCUUUUCCAUCGUAUCCAACAGGUUUACAAUAUUUUAAUAUGCGUGUUACUCAACGUCUUCAUCGUUAUCGUUCAAUGAAAAGACGAUGGCAAGAAGUAUCAACAUCAGUUCAAAAUAUUUCUGCUUUAUCAACAACAUGUGAAUCUCCAAUAUCUUUGCCAGACAUUUUAACAAUUACACAAGAUAUAGUAAAAGGUGCAACUAGUUCAACACAAAAAACAUCUAUUGAAGCAAAAUCUUAUUGUAUUAAUGAUUAUAUUAAUGCAAUAAGAGUAGCAAAAGAUAAUAAAAACAAAAAUUCAAUUGAUCUUGAUCCAUUAAAUUCAAGAAUUCAACAAGAUUUGGUUAAAUUAAGAAAAUUAAUUAAAGUAAAACAAGGAAGAUAUAUUGAUAAGGGUUCUUUCAAAAUUCGUACCAGCAGUCGAUUAUUAAGAGAAUCGGUGAGUUAA